AUGCAAGCUGCCGUUAAAUCUGAAGAAGAAGAAGAAGCGCUACGUCAUCAUUGUACGACGCAUGAAUUCUUUUGGCCUGUUGUGUUUUUCUCCAGCUUCGACCAAAAAAUGAACACGGACAGCCUUGAAAUACGCCUCCAGGCCUUGGAAAACCGAAUACAUGGCGAAAGAAAGAACAAAACUGGAAAACCUGUGAAGUGUGCAGAGUCUUUGGCCAGGAUUCAAGCAGGUCUGACCAACACAGCCAACAAGAGAGAAAGAGUAAAGAUCCUCCACAAGAAGAUUGAAGACCUGAUGAAGUACCUGGAUCCUCAAUUUACCGAUCACAUCACUGUUCCUGAUGCAAUGAAGCUGGAGUUCAUUCUUGCUGAGGAGGACUUCCUGCUUUCUCAGGCUGCUUUGUUGGAGCAGGUUAACAGUCUGCAGCCACUGUUGGACAGCACUUAUAUUAGAGAUGUACCAGAACAUGCAACCAAGCUGCAGCGACUGUCCCAGAUUCACAUCAAACAGCAGGACCAAACUGAGACUCAGUCACAGGAAGUGAAGAAGGUGUUCGAAGAAUACAACAAAACGAUGUUCCUGAUGUCCAAGCAGUUCACCCAGUGGGACGAGAGCCUGAGGAAGAUGGAGGAGGCCAAAGGAAUCCGACCAGUGGAGUAGCUCCUCUGAACAAAUGAAGAUUUAAGAAAUGCUGAAGAAAACUGCACUGUAGCCGGAGCUCUUCAUCAGCCAUGUUACAUUAAUUAUCUCAUGCUACUUCAAUAAGUAAAAAAAAAAAAAGACACAAAGCAUCAACAGCAAUUCAGGAACUGUUUCUUUGUUUUGAUUUAAUGGUUAUUUGUUUCGUAAGAUUCAAUUAAAGACACAAUUUCCUUUAAUAAGAGGUCCUCAGAGCUCAAAAGUUGUCUUGUAUUGUAGUUGAACAUUUAUGGGUCUCAACUGAAGGUUGAGGUGCUUAAAGACUACUAAUGUUUAAAGUUUAUGAAAUCAGUAUUCAAAAGGAUAUAAAAAUAGACGAAAAUGAAAUUGAUCGUUAUGACUCCAUUUGUUAUCUAUAAUCAGCUCUUCAUUUGACUGUAGCUCAAACAUUGAAAUGCUCCUGUUAUCAGACAAUAAAGCUUUGUAUCGCCUCA
This is a messenger RNA of Austrofundulus limnaeus, 1133 nucleotides long. RefSeq names its product dynactin 3 (p22) (gene dctn3). NCBI's taxonomy places the organism in Eukaryota, Metazoa, Chordata, Actinopteri, Cyprinodontiformes, Rivulidae. The record is from RefSeq and is a predicted model, not a curated record. The transcript is spliced from 7 exons. Gene Ontology annotation, biological process: cytoskeleton-dependent cytokinesis. The coding region runs from base 1 to 660 and encodes 219 amino acids. Gene Ontology annotation, cellular component: dynactin complex.